Fraxinus pennsylvanica is the source of this 420-nucleotide messenger RNA. The record is from the annotation of a GenBank genome assembly. Lineage: Eukaryota; Viridiplantae; Streptophyta; Magnoliopsida; Lamiales; Oleaceae.
AUGGGACCGGCGGCUUACGGUAGGAAUGCUGAUGGGGAUGUAGUUAUGGCUUUAAGUAAAGAAGAGAACGAAGCUUUUGAAGUCGAAGAUGUGGAAGAAAUGGCACUGUUGAGAGGCCUACAGUUCACCUCAAACCUUGGUAUACAGAAUUUAAUCAUCAAUAGUGACAAUCUAUUGCUAGUUGAAGAAGUUAAUAUUGCUGAUGAGUCAAAUGCCAUGUAUAGAAACAUUAUUGCCGAAGCCAAGCGUCUUAUGAACACCUUUCCUAUAUGCAUCCUGGAACACUACAGCAGACUCACAAAUGGUGCGGCACAUAGACUUGCUAGGCACUCAUGGAAUAUUAAAGAUGUCCAAAUAUGGUGGCGUAAUUGUCCUGAUUUCAUUGUAAAUGUUGUUUACCAUGACAAACAGUUUUUGUAA